Puma concolor (puma) is the source of this 387-nucleotide messenger RNA. NCBI's taxonomy places the organism in Eukaryota, Metazoa, Chordata, Mammalia, Carnivora, Felidae. The record is from RefSeq and is a predicted model, not a curated record.
AUGAAGGGCUCCAUUUUGACUUUGUUUCUAUUUUCUGUCCUUCUUGCCAUCUCAGAAGUGACGCUUGAGGAGUCUAUAGAAGCUCUGUGGACUAGAGUACUAAAAGCAGUCAUCUAUACCUGUGCUGGCCCUAGGUAGAGAAGGCACCCGGAAGGAAUCCCUCAAAGUCAAGCAUGUAACGAAUACCUUGGAGGCUGCUGGUCAUGGAGCAGUGGUAGCCAGUACAACAGAAGGUGGAUUCCUCAGGAGAGAAGAGACAUCAGGAUGAACAGCUGGCCAAGGGCUUUGGGGCUCAAAGAAGCUUUGGGUCUCUUGUCAGGACAAGACUUACAGACAUUGUGCUGCACUGAUGGCUGUUCCGUGACUGAUUUGCGUGCUCUUUGUUAA